AUGGCGGUUGCCUCCGAGGAGCUUGAACCAGUUAAGUACGACCUCUCGGAAAUCUCGGAUGCAAGAGAGAGAGAGAGAGAGCGAGAAAUGCAGUUCUCAGGAAUAGAGCCUGAUUAUGUGACCAUCACCUCUGUCCUCUCAGCAUGUGCAAACUUGGGGGCACUUGGGCUUGGCUUAUGGAUACACCGUUUUGUAUUGCAACGGGAGUUUGGUGAGAACAUCCGGUUAAGCAACUCGUUGAUAGACAUGUAUGCAAGGUGUGGAUCUAUUGAAUUCGCAAAACAGGAGUUUGAGAAAAUGUCUAAACGAAGCUUGGUUUCAUGGAACUCGAUGAUUGUGGGCUCCGCUGUUAAUGGAUAUGCAGAGGAUGCUCUAGAAUACUUCUCUCUGAUGCAGGAGGGGUUUGAACCAGAUGGAGUGAGUUUUACGGGAGCUCUUACUGCCUGUAGCCAUGCCGGCCUAGUUGAUGAGGGCCUCCAAUUCUAUGAUAUGAUGAAGAGGAUUUACAAAAUUACCCCUAGAAUUGAGCACUAUGGAUGCAUAGUGGAUCUCCUUAGCAGGGCUGGUCAGUUGGAAGAUGCGUUGCAUAUAAUAGAAAGCAUGCCCAUGAAGCCAAAUGAAAUUAUAUUGGGUUCAUUGCUGGCUGCAUGUAGGAAUCGAGGGAAUCUCAGUUUAGCUGAAAAACUGAUGAGUUAUCUAACUGAUUUGGAUCCUAGCUGUGAUUCCAAUUAUGUGCUUCUUUCAAACAUGUACGCUGCUGUUGGUAGGUGGGAUGGUGUAGGAAAAGUUAGGAAUACAAUGAAGGCACUCGGAGAUUGA
Messenger RNA from Nelumbo nucifera (sacred lotus), 819 nucleotides. Its product is annotated as pentatricopeptide repeat-containing protein At1g05750, chloroplastic-like. The record is from RefSeq and is a predicted model, not a curated record. Lineage: Eukaryota; Viridiplantae; Streptophyta; Magnoliopsida; Proteales; Nelumbonaceae. Gene Ontology annotation, biological process: RNA modification. Gene Ontology annotation, molecular function: RNA binding; protein binding.